Messenger RNA from Rotaria sp. Silwood2, 1365 nucleotides. Lineage: Eukaryota; Metazoa; Rotifera; Eurotatoria; Philodinida; Philodinidae. The record is from the annotation of a GenBank genome assembly.
AUGGAGAGGUAUGUAUUACCAUCAACAGUUGAAGUUAAUCAUAGUCUACCAACACUUGUUGAUCAUCUAAAGGCAUAUGUAAAAUCUACUGAUCAACCAAUAAUUAUGUAUUUACAUGGACAAGAUGGAACAAGAGCAACACAUUAUCGAGCAAAUCAUUAUCGAAUGAUGACUAAUUUUGGUAAUCAUAUAAUUGCACUUGACUAUCGUGGUUAUGGUGAUUCAACUGGUAUACCAAGUAUGCAUGGUGUUGUUCAUGAUGUAUUACAUGUAUUUAAAUUAAUUCGACAAGUUUGUCCAGAUAAUCCAAUAACAAUAUGGGGCCAUUCAAUGGGUACAGGUGUUGCAUUAUUGACAAUGAAUUACUUAUUUAAAAAUCAUACUGAUUUUAAAAAACCAUGCAUACNUCUGGAAGCACCAUUUUACAAUACAAUGCAAGCAUUUGUUUCAUAUCCAAUUACACGAAUAUUAAAAAUUAAUCCAUAUUUUAUGCAAGCAGCACUUGAUGCUUUUACAACAGUAGAACUCGAUUUUCCAAAUAAUGAAAUUAUUCCAUUUCUUCCAUUACCAAUUGUUAUAAUACAUGCUGAAGAUGAUGCUAUUAUUCCAUAUUUUCAUUUAGAAUUAAUUCAAGAUUAUGUAAAAGAACAUCGUGAUCCUAAUUUACCUCCAAUACGUUAUAUUACAGUUCCACGUUCAGCAGGUUGCGGUCAUAAUCAUAUAUAUUCAUAUCCAAAAUUUGAAGAAAUUGUUACGCAUUUUCGUUCACCUUUAGUUGAAGAUCAAUUUUUCAGUAAUGAUGAAGAUUAUUUUCAACAACAUCUUGUUUCAACAUCGUCGAGUAUUUCAAUUAUAAUUUAUUUUCAUGAUAAUGCUUUUGAUCGUUCAUUAACAAAUCGCCGUGAAUUGUGUAAAAAAUUACGUGAUGAAUUAAAAUAUGAUGUUAUUAUAUUUGAUUAUCGUGGCUUUGGAGAUUCAACUGGUGAACCGACAGAAAGAGGUUUAGUUAGAGAUGCUCGAUUCAUUUAUGACUGGCUACAUACAUUAACUAAUGGUCAACGAACAAUUUAUUUGUGGGGUCAUUCACUUGGUUCAGCUGUUGCUUGUCAAUUAGCAGCACAGUUGUCCGCUGAUGAAAAUAAAAGUUUGGCAGGAAUUGUAAUGGAAGCUUCAUUUAUUAAUAUUUAUCAAGCUUUAUUAAUUCAUUGGUUUUCCGCAUUUUUUCGUUGGCUACCAUGGUAUUAUAGUUUAACUGAAAAAGCAUUACGUACGAAUAAUCUUUCAUUUGAUACAUCUGAUUAUUUAUCAAAUAUUAAUUGUCCAUGUAUAUUAAUACAUGCAGAUGAUGAUUUAAUAAUACCAUAA